This is a messenger RNA of Terrapene triunguis (Three-toed box turtle), 2250 nucleotides long. RefSeq names its product aryl-hydrocarbon-interacting protein-like 1. The transcript is spliced from 7 exons. The record is from RefSeq and is a predicted model, not a curated record. Lineage: Eukaryota; Metazoa; Chordata; Testudines; Emydidae. Bases 79 to 1719 code for a protein of 546 amino acids. Gene Ontology annotation, molecular function: peptidyl-prolyl cis-trans isomerase activity; protein binding.
UCCAGGAAGAGCGAGAACAACAGUGGGUGUGACCAGCAACCAAAGAGGUGAGGAGGGAGAUCUGCCAACAGCUUCAACAUGGAUGAAAUGUACCUGCUUAAUGUGGAAGGAGUCAAGAAAAAGAUUUUACAUGGAGGCCGAGGGGAGCUGCCGCAAUUCAAAGAUGGGAGCAAGCUCACAUUCCACUUUCAGACGCUAAAAGACGACUUUGAGCGCACGGUGAUAGACGACAGCCGACAGGCUGGCAUCCCCAUGGAGAUCAUCGUGGGGAAACUGUUCAAAAUCGAGGUGUGGGAGACCUUGCUAACCUCCAUGAGGAUCGGAGAAGUGGCAGAGUUCUGGUGUGACGCUAUUCACACAGGCAUGUACGCACUGGUCUCCAAGGGCAUGAGGAGGAUUGCGGAGGGCAAGGACCCCUUGGAGGGGCAGAAGCACCGCUGUGGGAUGGGGAACAUGUUCGACUACCACAGCACGGGUUAUGUGGACCUGGAUGAGCUACAGAGGGCCCCCCAGCCUCUCAUCUUCAUCAUGGAGCUUUUCAAAGUGGACGACCCCUCAUCCUAUAAGCGGGACACAUGGGCCAUGAACAAAGAGGAGAAACUGUCGGCAGUGCCCGUAUUGCACAGCGAGGGCAACCGGCUGGUCCUGCUCAAGAGGUACCAGGAAGCAGCAGCGAAGUAUCAGGAAGCAGUCAUCUGCCUGCGGAACGUCCAGGCCAAGGAGAAGCCCUGGGCUGAAGACUGGCUGAGCCUGGAGAAACUCAUCACGCCCCUUGUGCUGAAUUACUGCCAGUGCCAGCUGGAGCUGGGGGAAUACUAUGAGGUCUUAGAGCACACCACCGACCUCCUCCAGAAGAACAAUGAGAACGUGAAGGCUUACUUCAAGCGCGCAAAGGCCCAUGCUGCUGUCUGGAACGAGAAGGAGGCACGAGAAGACUUCCUGAGGGUGGCUCAACUGGACCCGUCACUGGGAGCGGCUGUGAAGAAAGAGCUGAGGCUGUUGGGGGAGAGGAUGAGAGAAAAACAUGUGGAAGAUCGGCAGAGAUACCAGGGCCUCUUCCAGCAGCCUCAGCUCAAAGGGGCAACAGAAGGGAAGGGGCAGUUGGGAGGAGAUGGGAAUGCUGGAGCUGGCAAGCAGGAGGGAGGAAAUUCUGGGGAAGGUAGGGAGGAGACAGGACUGGGAACAGAGAGCUCCACAGGCAAGGAGGAAGAACAAGACCAAGGAAUUGCUAGAGCAGAGGGGGGUACGAGAGAGGCAGGACUUGGAGAAGAGAACACACACGCAAAGAGGGAACAAGGCCUGGGGGAGUCUGGGGCAGAGACAGGACCUGGGGAAGAGAGUGCCAGAGCAGAGAGGGAAGAGCCAGGGGAAGGAACAGACCAAGGGAAUUGGAAUUCUGGGGUUGAUGGAGCAGGGGGAGGACAAGGAAACUCGGAGACAGGCCUUGGAGAAGGAUUUUCCAGAGCAGAGAGGGAAAGAGCAAGCCAAGGUGAUUGUGCGGCAGAAAGUCAUAGCGUUCAUGGCCAGAAGGGACCACUAGAGAGAGGACUUGGAGAAGAGAAUGCCAGGGAGAGUCAUGGGGCAGGAGCCAGAGAAAGGAGCUCAGAGGCAGAUAAAGAAUGGGGAGGGAGAGCAGGAGGUUGCUCCAGCACUAAAGCAGCAGAGCAGAGCUUGGGGGAAGGGGUUGGACCUGGGGCAGAGAACAGCAGGACACUUUGAGAUGAAUGUUGAGAAAUACAAGAUGCUUCCUUGCUAACACACUGGAGGGAGGUCAGCACUGAGGGACAAUGCUGCCGUUCACUAGGGCUGCCUAGGCAGGCAAAGAGAGGUGGGCAAAGGGUCCCAGCCACUAUCAGUGUAGUGCAGGACAGCAGAGAGCCCAGGAAGGGAAAUUCAAUACAGGGGGCCCAGGGACAGGCUGAAAUAGUGGGGGACUAGCAGGUCCAGCUGGGCUGCUCUGUGAGUAGUUAGACUCUGGCCUGAACAAAGAGCUCUGGCUCAGUGAAAGGUAACUGGGUAUUGUCUGGAGCUCUUUGCCAUCUGUAUGGUGCAGGCUUCCUCCCAAACCCUGUCACUGUUGAGCCACCAAUGAAAGCAGGAUCUGACCACAUAACCUCACUCAAAAGUGCAGGAGCCAAGGCUGCCAACUUCAUCUUCGUGAAUCGGACUGAUGCCUCAUGCACCUGCUCUCCCAGCCCGCCCUGUGCUCGGUGCUAGAGCCCGCGCUCACCUUGUGCUGGGUCAGCAGUG